This is a messenger RNA of Danaus chrysippus (African queen), 1458 nucleotides long. Lineage: Eukaryota; Metazoa; Arthropoda; Insecta; Lepidoptera; Nymphalidae. The record is from the annotation of a GenBank genome assembly.
AUGAGUAAUGGAGAUACAAUGAAACGAAAACUUAGCGGCGAAAAUGGUGAAGAAGCUACAGAACCAGCAAUUAAAAGUAGCAAGACUCAUAUUCAGUGCCCGUAUUUGGAUACUAUUAACAGGCAUGUGUUGGAUUUUGAUUUCGAAAAAUUGUGCUCUGUUUCUCUUACAAGAAUAAAUGUAUAUGCUUGUCUGGUCUGUGGGAAGUACUUCCAGGGCCGUGGUACUAACACUCAUGCAUACACCCAUUCUGUAGCAGAAAGCCACCAUGUGUUCCUCAAUUUGCAUACUCUUAAAUUUUACUGCCUACCAGAUAAUUACGAAGUCAUUGAUUCAUCUCUCAAUGACAUAAAGUAUGUUUUGAAUCCCAUCUUCACUCCGGAACAAAUAAAACAGUUGGAUCAAAAUAUUAAAAUGUCAAGAGCAAUAGAUGGAACCAUGUAUAUGCCCGGUAUAGUUGGACUAAACAAUAUCAAGGCCAAUGACUAUUGUAAUGUUAUAUUACAGUGUUUGGCACAAGUAAGACCACUACGUAAUUACUUCUUACGGGAAGAAAACUAUGCGGAUGUGAAAAGGCCGCCUGGUGAUUCUUCUUUCCUUUUGGUGCAAAGAUUUGGUGAACUUUUACGUAAGCUCUGGAAUCCCAGGGCAUUUAAAGCCCAUGUGUCUCCUCAUGAGAUGUUGCAAGCUGUUGUAUUAUGGUCCAAAAAGAGAUUCCAAUUUAUCAAACAGAGUGAUCCAAUUGAUUUUCUAUCUUGGUUCCUGAACUCACUCCACAUGGCUCUGAAUGGAACUAAAAAGCCAAACAGUUCCAUAAUAUAUAAAUCUUUUCUUGGUCACAUGAGGAUAUAUACUAGGAAACUACCUCCCCCAGAUGCUGAUGAAGCUGCAAAUGUGGACUUAAAUAGUGAAGAAUAUAAUGAAAUGAUAACAGAGUCACCAUUUCUCUAUUUAACAUGUGACUUACCACCAACACCACUUUUUACUGAUGAAUUUAGGGAAAAUAUUAUCCCUCAGGUCAAUCUCUAUCAACUCUUGUCAAAGUUUAAUGGGCAAGCAUCAAAAGAAUAUAAAACAUACAAGGAAAAUUUCCUAAAAAGGUUUGAAAUAACCCAACUGCCACCAUACCUAAUAUUAUAUAUAAAGAGAUUCACGAAAAACACAUUCUUUGUGGAAAAGAAUCCCACUGUUGUAAAUUUUCCUGUUAAGAAUGUUGAUUUUGGAGAUAUACUUACACCUGAAAUAAAAGCAAAGCACAAUGGCAAAACAAUAUAUGAGCUUGUUGGUAAUAUAGUACAUGAUGGAACUCCUGAGAAAGGCACUUAUAGAGCUCAUGUGCUGCAUACACCUACACAGCAAUGGUAUGAAAUGCAAGAUCUUCAUGUAACCAGCAUUUUACCCCAAAUGAUCACACUCACAGAAGCUUAUAUACAAGUGUAUGAAUUGAAACAGGAUUAA